AUGCCAAAGGCUGAAUUCGGAACAGUUAAAUGGUUAUCUAAACAAAUUAAGUCGAAAGGAUUGCAAAAACUUAGGUGGUAUUGUCAGCUAUGCGAAAAACAAUGUAGAGAUGAAAAUGGUUUUAAAUGCCAUAGAAUGUCGGAUGCACAUUUGAGGCAGAUGGAGGUUUUUGAACAAAACUCCAAAAAAAUUUUAAACGAUUACAGUAAACAAUUUGAAUCUGCGUUUAUGAAAUUAAUGAAAACUAGAUAUUCAAAAACCAAAGUACUUGCAAAUACAGUUUAUAAUGACAUUAUUCAUGAUAGAAACCACAUUCAUAUGAACUCAACAAAAUGGACAACUCUAACAGAGUUUAUUCAUUAUUUGAGUAACACGAAUAAAUGUUCAAUUGAAUAUUCGGAUAAAGGAUGGUAUAUUCAAUAUAUCGAUCACGAAAUUGAAAAAAAAAACAGGGAUUUGGACUCGAAGAAUAAAUUCAGAUUUACUGAAGACCUCAAAAGAGAAAAAAGAAUAGGAAUGCUAGUUAAGUCAAACUCAAUGUCAAAUCAAGGAGAUUCUAUUGUUAAAAGAUGCCCAACAGUGUUUUUGAGGGGAAUUAACAAUUCUGAAGAAAAUGACAAAAUUUCAAUUAAAAUGAACAAUAAAAAUAGCAUUAAUGAAUAUAACCCAGUCCAAAAUCCGUUUAUUUAUAAGGAACGAGACGUUAAUUACAAUAAAAGCCUUGACUCUCAAGACCGUGAUGAAGAAAAAUUGAGAAAUAAUGGGAUAAGAAGUAGUAGUUUUUCUAGAGAAGGAUAUUAG
Messenger RNA from Cryptosporidium ubiquitum, 801 nucleotides. RefSeq lists its product as uncharacterized. Gene Ontology annotation, molecular function: double-stranded DNA binding. Bases 1 to 801 code for a protein of 266 amino acids. Gene Ontology annotation, cellular component: nucleus. Gene Ontology annotation, biological process: DNA replication; DNA damage response. The record is from RefSeq and is a predicted model, not a curated record. Lineage: Eukaryota; Apicomplexa; Conoidasida; Eucoccidiorida; Cryptosporidiidae. The transcript has a single exon.